AUGACGGGCAGAUACUCGUUGCGCCAGACUCCUAGGAAGAAAGAGCUCUUUGAGGGCAUGGUUGAGACCCCUCGGCGUGUUUCUUCUAGACGCAAGUCCCCCGAGGCCACCACCGGCGCAGAGGUUACCGAGUCGAAGUCGCAAUCCCGUGCCCCGAGACGACGCACCACGGGAAAGUUCCGCGAGGAGCUCGACAACGAGGCAGAGUCGACAUCAGCGAACAGCAACGCCGACUUUGAUGAACCUUUAACCAACGGCCACGCCAACGGAUACACCAAUGGCAAUGUCAAGGAGGAGCCCAUCGCCAACGGCCACACCAAUGGGUACGCUCAGGUGAAGGUUGAGAUCGCAGCCAACGGCAACGGCCACGCAGCCACGCCCAAGGAGGAUGCUCAGCCAACCUACAAGAAGGGCAAUGUCAUUGACGGCUGGGAGGUCGGUACGGAUCCCAAGAUUGAUGCCUCGGGCGAGUUCGAGUUCGGAGGCAGCAUUGGCACCAUGUCGCUGAUGAUCGGCUUCCCUCUGCUCAUGUGGUACAUGUGGAUUGGAGCCACCUACUACGGCGGCGGCGUUCCUACCCGUGAGGAGGGACAGAGCUGGGGCGAGUUUGGCCGUCAUCUCGUGGACCUUGUCUACACUGGUGCAUACCCCUCUCUGCGUGCCUGGCGCAUCUACUGGACCUUCUUCACCUUCGAGGGUAUCUGCUACUGCGUGCUGCCUGGUGUCUGGGCUUGGGGCAAGCCUCUUGCUCACGAGAACGGCAAGCAGCUCAAGUACUUCUGCAACGCCUACGUCAGCUUCUACUUCACGAUUGCUGUCAUGGCCGUGCUUCACUUCACUGGAUUCUUCCCCCUUUACACCUUCCUCGACGAGUUUGGCCCUUUGAUGUCUGUGGCUAUCCUCAGUGGCUUCCUCGUGGCCUUUGCUGCCUAUUUCUCCGCCCUCUGGAGAGGUGCCCAGCACCGCAUGACCGGCUACCCCAUCUACGACUUCUUCCUUGGCGCCGAGCUGAACCCCCGCAUGUUUGGCAUCUUGGACUUCAAGAUGUUCUUCGAGGUCCGCAUCCCCUGGUUCAUCCUCUUCGGUCUCAGCUGCGGCGCUGCCGCCCGCCAAUAUGAGAAGUACGGCUACGUCUCCGGCGAAGUGCUCUUCCUGGUCAUGGCCCACUACCUCUACGCCAACGCCUGCGCCAAGGGCGAGCAGCUCAUCGUCCCGACCUGGGACAUGUACUACGAGAAGUGGGGCUUCAUGCUCAUCUUCUGGAACCUUGCCGGCGUUCCUCUCUCGUACUGCCACUGCACCAUCUUCCUGGCCAACCACCACCCUUCCGAGUACAAGUGGAACCCCUUCGCGCUUGGCUUCCUCUUUGUCUCCUAUCUCUUCGUUUACUGGAUCUGGGACACCACCAACAGCCAGAAGAACGGCUUCCGAGCCCAGGAGCGCGGCCAGCUUGUCGCCCGCAAGACCUUCCCCCAGCUCCCCUGGCAGACGGUCAAGAACCCCAAGACCAUCACCUCGGACAAGGGCGAUGUCAUCCUCGCUGACGGCUGGUACGGCUACGCCCGCAAGAUCCACUACACGUGCGAUGCCUUCUUCGCCAUCUGCUGGGGUCUGAUCACGGGUUUCAAGAGCCCCUUCCCCUGGUUCUACCCCGUCUUCUUCUGCGGCAUGAUUGCCCACCGUGCUGCUCGUGACAUUCACCGCUGCCGCCAAAAGUACGGUGAUGCCUGGACCCAGUAUGAACGCGAGGUUCCCUACCUCUUCAUUCCUGUAAGUCUUCCUCUUUCCGCUGGAAUGGACAAAAGCCAACAAUAA
Molecule: messenger RNA, 1815 nt
Organism: Colletotrichum godetiae
Lineage: Eukaryota; Fungi; Ascomycota; Sordariomycetes; Glomerellales; Glomerellaceae
Product: ergosterol biosynthesis ERG4/ERG24 family protein
Exons: 2
Coding region: 1-1815 (604 amino acids)
Biological process (GO): ergosterol biosynthetic process
Cellular component (GO): endoplasmic reticulum membrane
Molecular function (GO): Delta24(24-1) sterol reductase activity
Source: RefSeq, a predicted model, not a curated record